Molecule: messenger RNA, 1616 nt
Organism: Esox lucius (northern pike)
Lineage: Eukaryota; Metazoa; Chordata; Actinopteri; Esociformes; Esocidae
Product: G-protein coupled receptor 20
Exons: 2
Coding region: 549-1613 (354 amino acids)
Biological process (GO): positive regulation of Rho protein signal transduction; phospholipase C-activating G protein-coupled receptor signaling pathway
Cellular component (GO): membrane
Molecular function (GO): G protein-coupled receptor activity
Source: RefSeq, a predicted model, not a curated record
AGAAGAGAUCAUUGGUAUCCUAGACUGCAUUGAUAAUAUGCUGCUGGGAGGAAGAGUGGCCCAAGUCUGGAGUACACAGGCAGAGGGUGUCUGGGAGACUGAGCAGAGCUUGUGAGAAACUCACUGGGAGACAUGGUUAUGCACCCUGACAGAAUCAGGGAUCUGGAGAAAGAUUCAGGAAUGGAUUGAUUCAGAUGGAGAUUCACAGUGGUGGAUAUAUUCUGAUUUCAAAAUCAGAGAUUGCUCAAGCCUUCAAAGGGACAUGGUUGGUUUACAGGGAAUGGAUGUUUAAUUAUGUACUGUUAUUUGGACAUGGCGUUGAGUGAGAAGAUCCAUUGUAGAGACCUAACACAAUGAUGCGUGAAGUUCUUUGAGCACCAAGGAAGAGCCUCCUCAUUGAUUCUGAGAGUCAGAGGGGUCAGAUGCCACAGAAGUCAAAAGACUGGUCAACAUAACUGUCUACACAGAAGAUCAGCCUUCAAUCACACCUGACAGGUUAUCCCGUGCUUCAAUUCUUGACAGAAGAGGCCUGUCCGAGUCUCCAGGCAAUGGAGGUUCCCACGGCAUUGCCUUCAGUCAAUGUGACGCCUGAUGACGUGAACGGCACAUCCAACCCCAUGGGUCUGUACCGGGACUUCUACGGCCUGUGGGUCACCCUGAUGGUGGUCAACACCCUGAUGUUCGUGGUGGGUGUUGUCCUGAACAGUCUGGCCCUCUACGUCUUCUGCCUGCGCUCCCGGACCUCCUCCGCCCCAGUUGUCUACACCAUCAACCUGGCCGUGGCUGACCUGCUGGUGGCGCUUUCGCUCCCGGCCCGCAUUGCCCUUUACCACAGUGACGGGGGUUGUCUGGCCUGCUCCUACGUCCACACCUUCAGCUACUUCGUCAACAUGUACUGCAGCAUCCUCUUCCUCACCAGCAUCUGCGUGGACCGCUACAUCGCCGUAGUGUGGGCCGGUGCGGGGGCCCGCCGGAGCUGGAGGAGCCCCGGGCUCGCCAAGGGAGUGAGCGCCGGGAUCUGGCUCUUCGCCGUGGUGGUCACCUACUCCUUCCAGACCACCGAGCUGGAGAUACAGGCCACGUCGUGCUGCCGCCUCACCGCCCUCUUCGCCCUGACCUUCCUGGAGUUCCUGCUGCCCCUCGUGGUCAUCGUGACGUUCACCCUCAGGGUGGCGUGGGCCCUGGCCGACCCCAGGCUGAUGCCUCAGAGCCGGGGCCGCCGUACUCGAGCCGUCAGGCUCUUGGUGGCUGUCCUGGUGGUCUUUGCCGUGUGCUUCACGCCCUUCCACGUGCGCCAGGCCCUGGCUUACUUCCGGAUGGGCGGCGGCAGGACACAGCAAGUGGUGGCAUACCACGCCACAGUGACCCUCAGCAGCCUCAACAGUUGCCUGGACCCUGUGGUCUACUGCUUCGUGACCGACAGCUUCCGCUCUGCCAUGCGCCGGGCCUGCCGGGCGAGGGGAGGCACGGAGGUGGACCGGACCAGCUGCGCGGAUGUCGCCAGCGGACAGCGGAGCUCCAAGGGGUCAGGGACAGCCGUGGCUAUCGCUAACAGCGUGGCCACGCUGAGUCUCACCCCCUGCACUCCGCACCAGAUGGAGAUGUCUUCAUAGGGG